UCCACCCCGGAUACCGCACUCCUUCUCCCCCCCCCACCCGGCUCGUAUAAAGCUUGCAGGACUAUCAAGCCUUUUCGGGCUGCUCAUUUUCUUCUUGUUGAUGGUCAGACUCUGCGAGAGAAGGAUGAAGUUCCUUGUAGCCGUCACGGUCAUUGUAGGAUCCGUGAUUUUCCUCGCUUUCCCUAACGGCUCGUCCGCUGACGAGAAGAAGAAAGGCCCCAAAGUGACUGCGAAGGUUUUCUUCGACAUUAGAAUCGGAGAGGAAGAUGUUGGCAGAAUCGUCAUCGGGGUGUUUGGGAAAACUGUUCCCAAAACAGUCGACAACUUCGUCGCUUUGGCAACAGGAGAGAAAGGAUUCGGUUACAAGGGAAGCAAAUUCCACAGAGUCAUCAAGGACUUCAUGAUCCAGGGUGGAGACUUCACCAGAGGAGACGGCACCGGAGGAAAGAGCAUCUAUGGAGACCGUUUCCCCGAUGAGAACUUCAAGCUGAAGCACUACGGCCCCGGCUGGCUCAGCAUGGCAAACGCUGGAAAAGACACCAACGGUUCUCAGUUCUUCAUCACCACAGUUCAGACUCAGUGGCUGGACGGCAAACACGUCGUCUUCGGAAAAAUUCUGGAGGGAAUGGAUGUGGUGAGGAAGAUCGAGGGCACAAAGACAGACGGCCGCGACAAGCCUCUUAAAGACGUCACCAUCCACGACUGCGGCAAAAUCGAGGUGGAGAAGCCAUUCGCGGUGGCCAAGGAGUAGAGAGCACUGCUGAGGGGGGAGAACAACAAGGGGGGGAAACAGGACUGGGGGGCAGGGGGGAGGGUAGGGGAGGGGAUGGGAGGGGGGGUCGUUGGGGGAAUCGUGCAGGCCACUUUGUUUUAUCACUACCAGCCCUCUGGUCCUGGAGAAAGGGCUUUGGGUCAUUCGGUGUCAGUGGCUGCCGUCUU
Molecule: messenger RNA, 939 nt
Organism: Thunnus maccoyii (southern bluefin tuna)
Lineage: Eukaryota; Metazoa; Chordata; Actinopteri; Scombriformes; Scombridae
Gene: ppib
Product: peptidylprolyl isomerase B (cyclophilin B)
Exons: 5
Coding region: 101-751 (216 amino acids)
Biological process (GO): protein folding; protein peptidyl-prolyl isomerization
Cellular component (GO): intracellular membrane-bounded organelle
Molecular function (GO): peptidyl-prolyl cis-trans isomerase activity
Source: RefSeq, a predicted model, not a curated record